AUGCAGCUGUUGGUCGUCUCCACCCCAUCGGGCUGGCAACGUGGGAUGCCCAUGCUCAUUAUGCGUUGCUGUGGCGCCGCGCUCUCGACACACUGCGCCUGGCGUCACCUGUUGCACCGACUGCGUUGGUACAUGCACUGCAUACGCUACAACAGCUCGCUUCCCAAGAAGGACGCCAACGCCCUCCCUAACAACACUUUGGUGCACUUACCUUGGGCUUGGAGAAUCGUCACGCUGGCCGACGGCUACAGCCCGGCAACAGUUCAGGAGGCAUUGCUACAGUACAUGGUUUCAUUGGGGAAGCGGUGGCUUCGGCAUUCCUGCAAGAUGUUGCGGCGUUGCACCAUGAGGAAGCCGGCCCUCCUGCCCCGCCUCCAGCCCCCGGACCCGGUAGCCCACGCGCUAACACUGCGCGAGCAUGAACCCGAUCCUGACACCCGGUUCCGCUACCGGGCUUCCUUGGCGAACCUUGACCCUUUUAUAGCUGAGGACGUCCUGGCGCGGCCGUGCUGCGUGUUUCGGGCGCCCCCGCACUUUUGCAAAGGUGUGCUCCGCAAAGCACUCCAGGUAGCGUUGGAGUUGAUUCGGUCAUGUUCUCGAACUGCGAACGGUGCUGAUGGCAUUCACUUGGUUCGCGCUUGGAAACUGUGGUUGUUCCUUCCUCGCAUGCUCCUGCACCGGCCUGCAGGCGGGGCUCGCGUUGGGAAACCGGCACUGUUGGUACGGUUCCAGUCGUUCAUGCAGGGUGACUGGGCGCUGUUGCUUCGAGAUGCCUUGUUGCGCCCGGCACCUAGCUCACCUUGGAGAGCUGUCGGCAGCGCGACAGGAGCAGCGCCCGGGCCUUCUGGAUUCACAGCUGAAAUCCUGCGAGUCGUGUUGGAUGCUGACGACUCCACACACGCCUUUGCGGAUGUGGCGUCGCUCUUUGCGCAGGCACAAGUCCCUGAGGACAUGCGUGCGGCCCUCGGACUGGGCCGAAUGGUUGCUCUCCGCAAGCCCACUGGCGGUACCCGUGGAUUAGUCAUCGGUGAUUUCCUCCGGCGCCUCGUCGCACCUACACUCGCACAACAAUUUGCGCCCUCGCUUGAAGAAGCUUGCCGCCCUCAUCAAUACGCCCUCGAUAACCGUGCAGGCUUGGAUGCUUUGGUGCACCAUGUGCAGCCAGGUGCGCGCUGCGCGCUCGACCCUACCCUCACGGUUGUGGGCAUCAGCCGCCAGGCGACCCUGCACGAGCUCCGCAAUUUGCCCGAGGCCCGAGGCGGCUGCCCUACUGCCGUUCGCGAGGUUGUGGCUUGGGAGCACUUGGAAACCAGCCUCACGGACGUGUGCUGCAGCCGCACAGGCGGCAGCGAGGGUCGGCGGCAUGCCCGCGCGGCGCACGGAGGCAAUUGCGCGAUCGUGCUACCUGGAAUAGUCAGCGGUGCAAUGCGGGCGCAGCAUGCGGAGGAGGUAAUUGGCGCGGCUGAUGCGCAGAAAAGGCAACCUGGACGGCUGCUCAGCCUCGGCGAGCUCCAGGACCCAACCAAGCGGCGUGCCCUCGUCUCCGGUUGGCUGCGCCGGCGCGCGCCAGCAACCGCCCAACAGCGUCGAGGCCAAGGCGCGCUGCAACGCGCAACCCAGCUGCCCCCACCACCGGCGUUCCCACCCGGAGCGGGCAGCAGCUCGCAGCGCCCUCGGCGCGCGCAGGGGGCGCUGUUGCGCGAGGUCGCGGACGAGGUCGUGCGCCUCUUGCCCACUUCGUCCGCCGACCUCCACAGUCAGGACGACGAGGCGCUGCUCCGGAGACGGCGCCGCUUCCAGCAGUUCGCGCCAGCACCCAGCCUCGAAGGCCACGCAGCGCGUGCACGAACGCACGGCGCACGCCAGCAGCUAGCCAGCUUCCGUGCAGCAGACCGUGUCCACCUCACUGCAGCUGAGUUGGGAGAAGCUUUGCGCACGGCUAAGCGUGGCAGCGCUGCUGGCCUGUCCGGCGCGGCGGUGGAACACUAUCGCUUGCUGCUGGAGGACGAGGAGGCGAUGGACUUGCUAGCGCACGCGGCAUCCCUUUUGGCGAAUGCUGAUGCGCCCGCCGCCGUGCUGCAAGCCCUCGCGUUGUCCCGGCUCACCGCCCUUUCCAAGCCCGGCGGCGGCGUGCGCGGGAUCGCGACCGGAGACACGCUACGCCGACUGGUGUCACGAGCGUUGGCGCGACAGCAUGUUGUUUUUUUUUUUCUCCUCGCGCCUUUUUGCAUCCGCCGCAGUCAGGGUCGGGUCGGUCGAGUCCACGGGUCCCCGUCGAGGGCCCGGGGGAGGGACCUAGGCCCGGCUGGGCAGACGGCUUGGUGCCGGGACCUCGCUCUCGCUCCAGCGGGCGUCAGCCAGGAGCUCGUGCAAGGCUGGGGGUGUGCCAGCAGCACAGGGCUCAAACGGGACGGGGAGCUCGAGGUCCAGAUGUAA
Messenger RNA from Symbiodinium natans, 2436 nucleotides. The record is from the annotation of a GenBank genome assembly. NCBI's taxonomy places the organism in Eukaryota, Dinophyceae, Suessiales, Symbiodiniaceae.